Molecule: messenger RNA, 1041 nt
Organism: Diachasma alloeum
Lineage: Eukaryota; Metazoa; Arthropoda; Insecta; Hymenoptera; Braconidae
Product: protein FAM133-like
Exons: 3
Coding region: 82-1041 (319 amino acids)
Source: RefSeq, a predicted model, not a curated record
GUGCUGGAACAACCUGAAGUGGACUUGACCAUCGAUGAUGAUCAAGUCCAUGAAGUUUUAAUUCAUGAACGACCAGAGGAUAUGGAGGUUGUUCAAUCAAUGAAUAAAGACUUCGAUUCCGAUUCAAACUCAGAUGUCGGCUGCCACUCGGACUCGCACUCCAUCUUCGAUAACGACAAAGACAACGGCAACGAAAAGGAAAAGGAAGAGAAAAAGGAACAAGAAAAGGAAAAGAAGGAGAAGGAGAGAGAGAAGGAAAAGGAAAAAGAAAAAGAAGAGGAAAAUGAGAAGGAGAAGGAGAGAGAGAAGGAGAAGGAAAAGGAAAAGGACAAGAAUGGAAGCAGCAGUAGGAGUGACGAGGACGAAGACAACAAGAAAGGCAAGAAGAGAGAGAAUAAGAAAACUGAGAAGAGAGAGGAGGAGAAGGAGAAGAGGGAGAAAGAGGAAAACAAGAAAAAGGACGAAAACUGCAGUAGCAGUGACGACCAAGACAGUGAGGAGCAAACGCAGGAAAAAAGGAAGAAGAAAAAGAAGAAGCAUACGGAGAAGAGGGGAAAGAAGGAAGAGAAAACAGAAGAAAAGGAAAGAGAGAAGAGAGAAAAGCAGCGUCGGAACAGAGACACCUACAGCGGCAACUCUAAGAAGGAGAAAAAAAAGGAGGAAAACCAGAACAAGAAAAGGAACGGAAACAGCAGUAGCAGUGAUGACGACGAUGACAGCGACAGCGACAUUGACGCAGAGAAGAAGGAAAAGAAGAGAGAAAAGGAGAAGGAGAAGGAGAAGAAGAUGAAGAAGGAAAAAGAGAAAGAGGAGGAAAAAAAGAACAAGAAGAAGCACGGAAACAGCAGUAGCAGUGACAACGAAGACAGCGAGGAGCGAACGAAGGAGAAAGGGAAGAAGAAAGAGAAGAAGGAUACGGAGAAGAGGGAGAAGAAGAAAGAGAAGAAAAGAGAGAAGAGAGAAAAGCGACGUCGGAACAAAGAUACCGACAGCGACAGUUCCAGCAACAGCUAUAGCCUCACAAAGACUAUCAUGGCAUGA